CGCUAGGGGGCAGAACGACUUUACGCUGAUUUGAUUUUACUCGAGACGAAUGUUGAGUUAAAUUGUUGCUCAUCGUGAAGAAAGAAAUAACAAAGUAGUUUCAAAGAAAGAAAAGUAGUUUCAAAGAAAGAUGAAUGGUUGGGAUCAGGAAGUUUACUGCCUUUUGUGUGGCAAGCCCCAGUCCGGUCUUUCUGAUCAUCUAAGAACAGCAUGCAUGAAGGAGAAUGUUGAUGCUCAGCUUAUUGAUCAAGAAGUGCUGAGGGCCAAAGAAUCGCAGAUGAAGUGGUCAAAAGAGGGAAGAAUUAUUAACAUUGCAGAGGUGAAGAAGAUUGUGAAGAGGGACGCUUCGUUCCGUGACUUGGCCGAGUAUUUUGAGAAACAGGGAUUUUUCAUAACGAAUCAGGAAAGUUCCUCCAAGAAGGAGGUGAUUGCUCUGGCAAAGGCCGAAAUUGAAGAUGUUUAUAAAAGACUUGUUGAAAAAAAACGUGUUGCUAGUAAGAACCAGACAACCUUCCGCAAUUAUUGUGUGGCCACAUUGAUGUAUAUGCACAACCAGUCUCCUAAGAGCAUUGUUGAAUUCAAGGUACAGGAUUGGAAUAAUAGAAGACAGGAAGGAGACAAAGUCCUUUUACAGCUUCCUAAAAAACACACUUUUAAACUCAGCAAGACAGAAGACAUGUUUUUAGACUGUUACUUCUGUAACAUACGGCCUGGGUAUUUGAAGAACAGCUACAACAAGAAAUAUGAGAACUUCUUCUUGACCUCAUCAGGAGUUCCCCUUUCGAAUCCCACUGCAGAUGUGGAUCACCUAUGGAGGAAAUAUGGAUCAGUGGCGCAGAGAAGAGGAUCCCCAACAGAUGCAAUGCCAGAGGAGCAACAGAGUGCUGAAUGUAUCUCACCUUUAAGUUUAUGGUUUGCCUUCGAGGAUAAGUUUCCUAUCACAUUGCAUGGAAAAGCUCCUACACAAAAGCAGGCAACAGAAGCAGGUUUUGUGAAAAACCGUAGAUUGUAUUUCCAAUGGAGAGGUGUGCAGUAUAAACAGCGUGUGCAAUAUGUACUGGAGCGCUUCACCAGGGAGACUGAUGCCAAACCCAAGCCAUCUCAAAUCCAGCGCAUCAUUGAUACGACCACAUGGACCACUAACAUUCCGACCGUGGAUGACGUUCUGCUGGCAUGGAUCCCUCUUGCCCGUACGUCUCCUGCUCAGAUUGAAACUGAUGUGUCCACAAGAAACUCAGUCACCGAGCAGUACGUGGAAGAGCCGGCUACUGAAAAUGAGAAAGAGGUUGAAAAUGAUGCAUCUGAAAUUAGUUUAGUCUCCGAGCAGCAAGGGGAAGAGCUGUCAAUUAAAAAAGAGGAAGAGGUUGAUGAUAUAUUUGCAAUGAUUUCAAUCAGCAAGCAGCAGUGGAAAGAACUUGCUGUUAAAAAAGAGGAAGAUGUUGAAGAUAAUGUGUCCUUACUAAAUUUAGUCACAGAGCAGCAGUGGACAGAGCUGGGUAUCAAACAGGAGGAAGAGAUCAUGGCCACAAUGGAGUUCACUGCAAACCAGAAUCAGUGUGACCACAGUGAAAUAGUACCCAAACCAGACGCAAAGAGAAGAAGAAUUUCACAGAGCCUUCAUUCUUGAGGCAACCACCCAGUCAAGUUAAAACUGGUGACAAUAGCCAAGUUUUAGAUUUACCUUAAACUUUCUCAGUGAGUUCUUGUGGGUCUAUGCUGUACAAAGAUCAUCCAGGGUGAUGAAUAAUCUUCCUUGCUUGGUGACUUGUGUAUAUAUCAUAUUGUGUUCUUGUGUAUAUAUCAUAAAUAAAGAUUGUGUUCUU
This is a messenger RNA of Triplophysa rosa, 1823 nucleotides long. RefSeq lists its product as uncharacterized. Lineage: Eukaryota; Metazoa; Chordata; Actinopteri; Cypriniformes; Nemacheilidae. The transcript is spliced from 11 exons. The coding region runs from base 131 to 1627 and encodes 498 amino acids. The record is from RefSeq and is a predicted model, not a curated record.